GCCGUAGAAACACACAAACAGUCCCCGCCAUAAGAAGCGGAGCUUCUAAACCUAAAACUCCACCUCCAUUCUCUCUCUCUCUCUCUCUGCACAUACAUACACAGUGUGUAUAUCUAUACAUACGUAUAGGAAGAUGGCUUCGUUGGCGCUGCCGUUUCCUUCGACAUCCUCAUCUUCGAAUUCUCUGUCAUCUCCGGCUUCUCUCCCUCGGAGGACCUUCGUCCCCAAUCGAAGCCUCCGUUCUCCUUUGAACGUCGUCAAAUGUGAGGUCACUGAACCAAUAAAUGGAAAGCCAAUUGUGCCGGUCCUAACUGGGGGGACACUUCCGAAGCUCUUGAAUUCAAGAUGCCUCACAGAUGCAGUUAGAAAUGACCAUAGGCCCAAAAUAUUUUCUGGCCUUUCUAAUCCUGCCCUUUCUCAGGAAAUUGCCUGGUAUAUGGGCCUUGACCUUGGAAAGAUCAACAUCAAGAGGUUUGCAGAUGGUGAAAUUUAUGUGCAUCUACAAGAGAGUGUUCGAGGCUGUGAUGUCUACUUGGUGCAGUCCACCUGUCCUCCAGCCAAUGAAAAUCUCAUGGAGCUUUUGAUAAUGAUAGAUGCCUGCCGAAGGGCUUCAGCGAAGAACAUCACAGCAGUGAUUCCAUACUUUGGAUAUGCUAGAGCUGAUAGAAAGACCCAAGGCCGUGAAUCUAUUGCAGCCAAAUUAGUUGCAAACAUCAUUACAGAAGCAGGUGCAGAUCGCGUUCUUGCUUGUGAUCUUCACUCUGGGCAAUCCAUGGGUUACUUUGAUAUUCCAGUGGAUCAUGUAUACUGUCAGCCGGUUGUUCUUGAUUAUCUUGCCAGCAAGAAGAUUUGUUCGAAUGAUUUGGUAGUAGUCUCUCCUGAUGUUGGAGGGGUUGCUAGAGCACGAGCUUUCGCAAAAAAGUUAUCCGAUGCACCUUUAGCCAUUGUGGAUAAAAGGCGCCAAGGGCACAAUAUUGCUGAGGUUAUGAAUCUGAUUGGUGAUGUCAAAGGAAAAGUUGCCGUGAUGGUUGAUGAUAUGAUUGAUACAGCAGGGACUAUCGCAAAAGGUGCAGCCUUGUUACAUGAGGAGGGAGCAAGAGAAGUAUAUGCAUGCUGUACACAUGCUGUUUUCAGCCCCCCAGCAAUUGAGAGGCUGUCUAGUGGCCUGUUUCAGGAGGUCAUUAUCACCAACACAAUUCCGGUAACAGAGAAGAACUAUUUUCCACAGCUGACGGUUCUUUCAGUCGCAAACCUCCUGGGAGAAACCAUUUGGCGAGUGCACGAUGACUGUUCUGUGAGUAGCAUCUUUCAGUGAAGCAAAACAAUAGGAGAAAUUUGCUGACAUCCCUGCAUUAAUAACUUCUUGGUGGUCUGCUGGACAGCCUCUUUUACCUAUUUUUUUCCUGGUCCCUGAAUCGACUCUUUUCCAUUGGCACGAAGAAUUCUUCAUGCCCCUAACCUACCCAUUACUCUAUGCAGCUUACAUACCCAUCUUUAUACACCUUUUUAUUCCAAACAGGAGAUCAAUUUUCUCCAUUUGCUUAUUUUCAUUCCAACCUAGAGAAAAUCAAAAUCUGUCCUGCAUUUAACAAACAGUUGAUAAAGCUAUAGUUGAAGUUCCGACAUCUUUCGCUACUGUCCAAGUGAGGGAGCUGCAAGCAAGAUUCUGUCUUUUGAUGAUAUGAAAUAAAGAUUAAGGUAGAUGAAGAUCCAUUUGGUUUGAGUUGGACUCAGUUGAUAACUGUAGGAUGAUUAUGCAUUGUACUUGUGAUCCAUUCCUUUUGCCAUUGGGGAUGUCGAUUUUGCUUCAGAACCAAAAGAAAUUGAAUUAGAGUUAUUUAAUGGAUUAUCAUUGUUAUUGUUAUUAUAUAGCAUACAUGCA
This is a messenger RNA of Ipomoea triloba (trilobed morning glory), 1882 nucleotides long. Its product is annotated as ribose-phosphate pyrophosphokinase 1-like. NCBI's taxonomy places the organism in Eukaryota, Viridiplantae, Streptophyta, Magnoliopsida, Solanales, Convolvulaceae. The record is from RefSeq and is a predicted model, not a curated record. Gene Ontology annotation, molecular function: magnesium ion binding; ribose phosphate diphosphokinase activity. The coding region runs from base 134 to 1315 and encodes 393 amino acids. The transcript has 8 exons. Gene Ontology annotation, biological process: purine nucleotide biosynthetic process; ribonucleoside monophosphate biosynthetic process; 5-phosphoribose 1-diphosphate biosynthetic process. Gene Ontology annotation, cellular component: cytoplasm; ribose phosphate diphosphokinase complex.